UGCCUAACAGAACCAGUGGCAAUUCCAAGAAACCUGUGGAGUACUCUUUUACAGCUGACAAUACAAGAAGAGCUUUUUCAUACAACUGAAUAACCAGAGAAUUACAGGAGUCAAAAUGCAGUUGAUCUUCCAGUCCUUCCUCUCCUGCUGUCUGCUGGCGACAGUAGCACACUGUGUGGAACUUGAAGUAAAUCCGGAGCUGAGGAAAAGGCUAAGCAUAUGGCUCGGGAGCAGACUGAGACGGGAUCUUGACAGUGUAUCAGUAGAGAAGACAGCAGAGUCUGGGAACUUUGUCAGACCAGAAGAUAUCAGGGAUACUUUGCUGCCACAUUCCAGCACCAACUCCAAUGUCCGAACCAAGAGGUCUAAAAGCUCAACCAACCAGUCAAGAAGACAAGGUUGUUCUCUGGGCACCUGCACAGUGCACGACCUUGCUCACCGCCUGCACCAGCUCAACAACAAGUUUAAGAUCGGGAGCGCCCCUGUUGACAAGAUCAGCCCACAGGGAUACGGCCGGAGGCGUCGAUCUCUCCCAGCACACAGAGUCACACUGAAGCUAGAGCAGGGCAAGCUGAGGCCCGUGUGGAGCACAAAUGACUCACAAGUUCACAAGCUCGAGGCUCUCCUCAGACGGACAUGAGCGGGACUUCGCCAGAGAAGUUGGAAACAAAAGCAAGGGAGUUAAUGUCCUCUCUCUGUUCUAAAAUUCUCGAAAUGCCUCAGACUUCUGCCAAGUUUUUCCCGGCACAUUUAUUCAAGGCAUGAGAACAGAGUCAGAGUAAGACUGGCUGCACUGGGUUUCUCUAGAGGCUGAGCCUCGCAGCUCAGCAAUGCAGAGCAACUGCAGCUGGCGUACAGACACUGGAUGGCACAGCGUGAAGCGAGCUACAGGUGCUGCUCUCUGCUUGGCAGGGGGAAAGGAAGAGUGCUAAUACCUGGCAAAGUGGACACAUCCUCUGGCUUAAAGAGGGAACUCUCUUUUAACAUUCUGGGACUUUACACAUUUCUUCCUCAAGGCCAGGACUUUGAUAAGUGCUAUCCUCUAAGGAUUACACCACAAUGUUCCAGACUGUCAGUACUUGUCUGCACUUUUCCAUUUGGACUUAAAGUCGAAUGAAUCAUCAGGAAAAGACAUCUUCAUCACAAUGCCAAACAAGAAGAUAGGCUACGGAGCUCUGAAGCUCUCAGUUUAUAUCAAGUUUUGGACACUGUAUAAGGGAAAAUGCCUUAGAUUCUGUGAGAUAUGUGCCAGUCCACAAUGGAUUGAAAUAUACUUGAAAUUGUUAUUGUUUGUACAAAAACAUGUGCAAUCUAUAUUUGUUUUUAUUGCAGGUAUAUGUAUAUAUGAAUUCCUUUAUUUAAAUAUGAUAUAGAGGUUACAUUAAAGUACUUAUGCAGAUAGAACUAUUUUUGUACAGGAAGAAAUAUAUAUAUGGGCAUUGUAGCUAUUUGUCAUUAUUCUUUUGCAAACUGUGGUAAUAGGAUAUGUGUUUUAUAUGUCUAUUAUAUAUUUGUAAAUGUGUUCUAUUUUAUUUGUGUCAAAGCAAUAACGUUAUUCAAUAAACAUUUUGCAUACAAAAUCUA
Molecule: messenger RNA, 1584 nt
Organism: Plectropomus leopardus (leopard coralgrouper)
Lineage: Eukaryota; Metazoa; Chordata; Actinopteri; Perciformes; Serranidae
Gene: adma
Product: adrenomedullin a
Biological process (GO): positive regulation of heart rate; regulation of systemic arterial blood pressure; adrenomedullin receptor signaling pathway
Cellular component (GO): extracellular region
Molecular function (GO): adrenomedullin receptor binding; hormone activity
Source: RefSeq, a predicted model, not a curated record